ACGUUUUUCCAAGGGCUGCCCAGCUGACUGGGUCAGCGGUUCUCUAAGAAUAGGUGUUUUGCCGGUCUCACGGAGACAAAACAUGAGCGACACAAGAUUCACGUUACUCGAGCCGAGCCCAAAGCAAGCCCGCUCGAGGAUUCAGGGAGGAACCUGAGGUUGGCGGGGAGUCGGGCGCCGAAAGACCGAUGGCAGAGAUCCUGAUUGGUGCUGCAGCCUCAUGCUCGGCCAGUCUGCUCACGCACCCGAUCGAGGUGGCCAAGAUACGUAUCCAGUUACAAGGAGAACUCCAGCCUCCCGUCAAACGCAAGGACCGGACCAAGCAACCUCGCCUCGUCUACCGGAACGUGCCACAGGCCAUCUAUACCGUCGCCAGAUACGACGGCUUGCUGGCCAUUUACCGUGGCCUGUUGCCAGGCUUAGGCUACCAGCUGCUAGCAAACGGAUUGCGCCUGGGGAUCUUCCAGAUUAUUGAAGACUUCGGCUUUACGCUGGAUGAAAAUUUGGAACCCAGCAUCCGACUCAGCGCCAUCUCUGGGGCUGUGUCUGGAGCGGUGGGCGCUUUCGCCGGAUCGCCGCUCUUUUUGCUCAAGACGCACAUGCAGGUUUACUCGGCCACUGCCUCCAUCGCCGUAGGCUACCAGCACGGAUUCUUGACCGCCCGGUCUGCCUUCAUGCAUAUCUACCGCACCCAGGGACUCUGGAACGGACUUUGGCGUGCUACCUCGUCCAACAUCCUGCGCAUCUCCACCGGGUCCGCUCUGCAGAUGUCCACCUUCAUCGGCCUCAAGACUCUCCUCAACACGGCUGUCGAGAACCGCGAGCGCUACUUCUUCAUCAACACGGUGCUGGCAGCCAUCAUGUCGGGACUCAUCUCCGCUCCUCCUAUCGCGAUGGUGGACGUGCUACGCGCACGCAUGUACGCCCAGCCGUCGGACUCUAUGGGCCGGGGACUCUACUACCGCAAUAUCUGGGACUGCAUUCGGAAGAUCAAGCGUACCGAAGGUCUGCGGGGACUCUCGAAGGGCGCCGGCGGUGCGUUUCUCUACACCCUCGUGACGUCGUCGAUCACCCUCAUCUCCUGGGACGAGCUCAAGAGCGCCAGGAGGGAACGCAGGCACUCCAGAGACUACUACAUCGACUUUGGUUACCAAUAAGCUAUAGCUGCAAGCCUGUUGGUUAGCAA
Messenger RNA from Ixodes scapularis (black-legged tick), 1186 nucleotides. Its product is annotated as solute carrier family 25 member 35. The record is from RefSeq and is a predicted model, not a curated record. Lineage: Eukaryota; Metazoa; Arthropoda; Arachnida; Ixodida; Ixodidae. The transcript has 4 exons. Bases 189 to 1157 code for a protein of 322 amino acids.